AUGGGUUCAAGCGGGUGGGUUUUUCCAAGCAGUUGCCCGGAUCCUUCGUUUACGAGGUCUGGGCGACGUGCGAUGUCUACUUCAAUGAACACCUUGGAAAUAUCGAAUCUUGGCAGCUCUGAUGAGCGUAUUGCCGCCAGGCGACAACGAGCGGAGGCCAAGCUCAAGCAGGACAAGGAGGAGGCGGAAGGUAAGAAGACCAAGAAGGACGACACAGCAGAGCAGGUUUCGCUCGGCAAAGAGCAGUAUGCUAAAUCGGUGGCCGAACUCGAGCGCUUCCGAACAGAAACUUGGGAAGAGUUGACCAGCAUCCGUGUACGUUUCGACGAUCAGGAGAACCAGCGUCGUAUCGUCGAAGAGAACAACCGGUUAGACAGAUACGAGGCCCUGCAGAUCGAAGCCGUGACCAGCGGACGCAAAAAUGCAGCUAUUGAAAUGAAGUGGGCCGACCUUCUAAACAUGGACAUUCCGCAGGAACUGAACGACCAGCUUCAGUUUCAGAAGAUUGCAUGCGGAGACAUCAUCAAGUCCAAAGAUAGGCGGAUAGACGACUUCAAGGCCGAGUUAAAAAACAAGGACGAAGAGUACAUCAAGAUGCUCAAGCAGCAGAGUGUGGACAUCACUACCCUCAUCUCGAAGAUGCGGGAGCAGUAUCAUGCACUGAGACAACAUUACGAGAAAGAGCUGGAAGAUAUCGAACAAGCGUUUGAGGAUGAGCGAAAAGAGAUGCUGCAGAAGAACAAAGCAGAAAUAGAGGCACUGUUUGAGAAGAGGAGACAAAUGGAGGAGAAUGAAUUCCUCGAAAGACGGCAGGAGCGCGAAAGAGGAUUCCAGCAGCAAAUAGAAGAGCUCAGAACGGACAAUGCUGACGGAUACAAUAAGUGUAAAAUUGCACUGGAAAAGGGUAUUCAGGAACUGGAGCAGCACUUGGAGAAGAUGGUUGCGACAUACCUCCUCAACAAGGAGAAGCUGGAGUACAACCUCCAGGUUCUUUCUGAACGGAACAAGGAGCAUACUGCCAUCCAGUCUUCGUACAAAAACCGCUUGAAUCGACUUCGGGAGACUCUGAAUACCUUGAUGGGUCGGUACAACACCUUGGACCAGAAGUACAAGACUCACAAUCACGAGCUCACAGAAGAGUACAAGCGCCUGACCAAACAGUUCAAGGACCUGCAGGAGAAGUUUCAACACUUCGAGCAGGCCGACGAGAAGAAGUUCAGAGAGGUUUGGGAGAUGAACGAGGCCGAGGUGCGAGGUCUAAUGACCAAGGUCCUCGAGGCAGAUCGGCUUCUUCAUGAACAGCAGCUGGGCCACGAGUGGGUCCCUCCAAAGGAGGAGCUGCUACAGCAGGAGUUGGACACUUUCUCGGAGUCGGGCACGACAACCGGUAAAAGCACGGCUCUGGAGUCGGCCGAAAUGGGGCAGUCAGACUCCGGGAAGUUUUCUGCAACGAAAGUCAAGAAGGUAUUGGAUCUCAUAAAAGAGGAGACCCAGUUUCUGCUCGACAUGAAGGUCCGUGACCAGCUUGCCGAGCUCCCUCCCGAGCAGCGGGACGUCCUGCAGAUCGAUGCUCUUCUUCGGUACAUUGGCGUGGAAGGGCAGCAGGACGUGGAUCUGCUGGUGCAGGUCUUCUAUCGUGGCCAGGAGGAAGACGACGAAGCUCUCAUGGUGGAGCCCGAUGAUGUACUCCAGCUCUUGAAAGAUUUCAUAGAGGAGAAGGAGAACAUGAGGAUCGCGGACGUGGCUCCUGAUAAGAAGAAAAAGGCGCGGACCCAGCAGCUCGGCAGCGAGAGCGAGGCAGAUCGCAAGGCACGCCGGCGACGAGAAGAGAGGAAGUUCUGGGAGCGAAUGGGUCAUGUGAUCCCAGACAUGAACUUCCGGGUUUGGAAGGCAUUGGACGUGUUCCUAAAGCGUUACUACGACCUUCUGCAAAAGCGAAGCAAGGCCAUCGACUCUGCAGUCACAAUGCAGAAACAGAACGAAGAGCUGAAGGCACUGUUAGAUCAGUACCUGGGCUCGAAAGUCAAUGAGGAACUGCAGGUGCCGUCCGACACUGAGUCCAGCUGCACCCGCAAGGAAUUGCCAACGGUUUCGGCCGAAGUUCUCCUUUUGCAAGGCAUCUUUCCAGGUUCUCAGAACGUCGAUUGGAUGUCCUUCAUCUUCUUCGAAGCACUCUCCGAUACCAGUUUUGUAGGCUUGUCGCAGAAAGCUGACGCGGAAGGGAAGCGUGGUUGCACGGUGGCAGCGGCUUUGGGAGUGCAGCACGACACCUUCGUCCACGUGACAGACUUGUCUGGGCGUGAAACCAUUAUGCGGGUCACCGGCGGCAUGAAGGUGAAGGCUGAUCGAGACGAAUCGUCGCCGUACGCCGCGAUGCUUGCAGCGCAGGACGUCGCGGCUCGCUGCAAGGAGCUUGGCAUCGGAGCUUUGCACAUCAAGUUGCGGGCGACAGGGGGCACCAAAACGCGAACACCAGGGCCAGGGGCACAGAGCGCUCUGCGAGCACUUGCCCGCUCCGGCAUGAAGAUUGGCCGGAUUGAGGAUGUGACGCCGAUUCCCACAGACUGCACUCGGAGAAAGUGCGGACGUCGCGGCCGCCGUUUGUAG
Messenger RNA from Symbiodinium sp. CCMP2592, 2607 nucleotides. The record is from the annotation of a GenBank genome assembly. Lineage: Eukaryota; Dinophyceae; Suessiales; Symbiodiniaceae.